AGUCCCUACAUUGCUCUCCAUUUUCCCCACACGCCCUUUCAACUCUUAAUUACCUUUCACUUUUCUUUUUCUUUCUUUCCAUAUAUAUAAAUACCUCCCUCUUCCACUAACAUCUUUCAUAUGUCUUAUUAGAUAGUUAUAGUUUGAAAGAAUGAAAGAAAGUGGUGGAGGUAGAAAACAAGGUGCAGCUUCACCCUGUGCUGCAUGCAAACUUCUAAGAAGAAGAUGUGCUCAAGAUUGUGUCUUUGCUCCUUAUUUCCCUGCCGACGAACCUCACAAGUUUGCUAAUGUACACAAAGUCUUUGGUGCUAGCAAUGUCAACAAAAUGCUUCAGGACUUACCUGAACAUCAAAGAGGGGAUGCAGUGAGUAGCAUGGUGUAUGAAGCAAAUGCAAGGGUUAGAGACCCUGUGUAUGGUUGUGUAGGGGCCAUUUCAUCACUUCAGCAACAAAUUGAUGUUCUUCAAACCCAAUUGGCUGUGGCUCAAGCUGAGGCUGUGCACCUAAGGGUGCGCCAAACUGCAUCAUCUUUUUGGAACAGUGCAGGACAUAGCCCAACUAGCCCAACCUAUAGUGGCUCCCCAUCAUCUAAGAUCAAUGAAUCACAAGCCAAACAUAUCUUUGAUAUGGACAUGGUGGUGGACCAAGGUGGUUAUGCUGAUUCAAUGUGGUGAUGCAAUACAACUACUAUGGUUAAAAAAUAUAUAAUUUUAUAUACUACUAGUAUCUAUUUAGACUAUACAAAACAAAGGAGGGACACGUUAUUUUUUUGAAGUAAUGUCUUCUACCGUUUCACUUUUAAAUUUAGAGACACGUUAGACCUACUUUAGUUCUGACGAGUCUCUAAAAUUCAACUCAUCUAAAAUUUUAUAAUUUCUUAUAAUUUAGUAGGAUAGAGCUAGGACUCUAGAAGCAGUGGUGGCGGAGGCCGUUCGCCCGCUUGAUUUAGUUUGGUUAUAGAUUUCUCGUUGAUGAUUGAUGAGAUAUAGUUUGGUAGUGUAAAUAUAUAUUACCAUUUGACAUUGUGUUAAGGGCAAGGUUAUAUGGUUGGAUUAUGGAUUUUUCAUGGCUAAAAGAAAGGAUUGAGUUUUGUAUUGUUGUUCUAGUGAUGUUUGACUUUUUAAUGUUUUGGAUUUUACAAGGAAGAUGCACUUAUUGGCAUUUACUUAGUUUUUCACAAGUAUUGCUACUUCUUUGUAAUGUUGGGGUAUUGCUAUACAAUUAUGAGUUAUCA
Molecule: messenger RNA, 1233 nt
Organism: Vicia villosa (hairy vetch)
Lineage: Eukaryota; Viridiplantae; Streptophyta; Magnoliopsida; Fabales; Fabaceae
Product: LOB domain-containing protein 4-like
Exons: 2
Coding region: 152-673 (173 amino acids)
Source: RefSeq, a predicted model, not a curated record